AUGUGCAACCAACAAGCCCAGCAGGAGAACGCGCUCAUUUCUGCUCAGAACCAUGGCACUAUUCUGGUAAUGGUCGCUUGGUUCCUUGCUUGCCUAUUGGCGAUAUGUACCAUAGCAAGAGUUAUCGCUCGAUACAGGUCUGAACACCUUCGCCAUCUUACUUCGACAGAUGAUAUCAUCAUUAUCGCCGCAUCGAUCUUUGCUCUUGGAAGCACCGUAAUAAUAUCUACAGCCCUCGACUCGGGUUUAGGAAAGAAGAAUUGUCUUCUGGAUGACGGAGACUUGGAGCAAAUCCAACUCAAGCUCUUCGUCACGACGAUAUGCUUCGUUCUGACAAUUAGCUUAGCGAAAAGCUCGGUCCUACUUUUUCUGUAUCAUCUAGCAGACAAUACCUUUCGGAGGGCGAGCGUCUUAGCUGUUAGUGUACUGGUACUGGUAUGGACUAUCGCAGUUCUAGGCGGUACGGUCUUCCAAUGCGAAUUACCUACGCCAUGGAUGGUAUGGACGGGCAAAUGUAUCCCAUUGGUACCGUUCUGGAUGAUUGCAACGAUUUUUGACGUUGUCCUAGAAACAGCUAUCAUCGCGCUCUGCACGCAUCGCGUAUGGACUCUUCGUGAGUCUUGUCGUCAGAAGACUUUAGCCACACUACUCUUGUCGAUGCGUUUCAUCUUGGUGGCAGCGUCCGUCAUUCGUCUAGUCUACCUCCAGCAAGCUUAUGGUCGCAACGGGGACCCUGCUUUUAACUCGAUACCUUACGCCGUUGCUACACAAAGCCAAACCACACUCGCUGUCCUGAUCGUCUGUAGCCUCUGCCUCAAGCCUUAUGCUCGCUUUGAAGCAUCUCGAUCGCAGGCACCCAAACACAAAUUCAGACACUCAAAACACUGGUCUGGCAGCAUUACCAUCGGUGGCACACCAUACGAGUCUUACAAUUCUUUUCCACCGCCGAUCAUAAGAGAGCCUCUCCUGUCCAUACAAGCGAGUAUGUCGCAACCAAACUCCCCUGCAGUAUCCAGGCACUCAUUGAACGACGAUAUACUGCUGCCUGACAUACCGGUGCCGACACGAUCUGCUAAACGGCCACUUAGGCCUCCGCCACCCAGCGAGGAACAACGACCGGAUCUUAGCAUGUUCACUAGAAACAUCACCAUACGGCAGCCGCCGGUGGUAACACGACUGGGGGCUUUACAAGAGAAACAGAGUUAUAACGGUCUGAGGGUGAGGAACCUCACUUGA
Alternaria alternata is the source of this 1236-nucleotide messenger RNA. RefSeq lists its product as hypothetical. The transcript has 4 exons. The record is from RefSeq and is a predicted model, not a curated record. Bases 1 to 1236 code for a protein of 411 amino acids. NCBI's taxonomy places the organism in Eukaryota, Fungi, Ascomycota, Dothideomycetes, Pleosporales, Pleosporaceae.